Molecule: messenger RNA, 1575 nt
Organism: Synchiropus splendidus (mandarinfish)
Lineage: Eukaryota; Metazoa; Chordata; Actinopteri; Syngnathiformes; Callionymidae
Gene: mif4gdb
Product: MIF4G domain containing b
Exons: 5
Coding region: 201-923 (240 amino acids)
Biological process (GO): regulation of translational initiation
Cellular component (GO): cytosol
Molecular function (GO): translation activator activity; RNA binding; protein binding
Source: RefSeq, a predicted model, not a curated record
AAAUACAUCCAAUGGCGGCGCGGUUUAAGAACGACCGCAGCGGGACUCUGGAAUCAUCUUGGCUCUAUUUCAUCUUUGGAAAACUGUCGAGGACGAUGCUAACUACUCCCGAGGAUAACCAACGCUAAAUCUUACUGUUUUCACGCAAACUUUUGGAAGUAUUAAAAUAUUACACGACUGGGAACUUCCUCUCAGUAGCCAUGGAAAACUCAAAGGAAGACUAUAAGAUCCAGUCGUUCGACCAGGACACACAGAUGCUGCUGAAGACGGCGCUGAAAGGUUGGCUUGCAGUCGUUCUCUCCUUUCUUUUGUCAUUAACUUCUUUCCAACACCUAGAUCCAAGUGCGGUGAACCUGGAGAAGGUUUGCAACAUCAUCGUGGACCAGUCUUUAAAGGACCAGGUUUUCAGCAAAGAGGCGGGGCGCAUGUGUUACACCAUUGUUCAGGCCGAGGCCAAGCAGAACUCUGGGAACGUCUUCAGAAGAAACUUGCUGAAUCGACUCCAGCAGGAGUUCAAGGAACGCGAGGAGACCCGGACACGCUCGCUGCAGGAGUGGGUCUGUUUCGUCACAUUCUUCUGCAACGUCUUUGACUACCUCAAAGUGAACAACACUCCCAUGGAGGCUCUGGUUCAUCCCGUCUACGACUGUCUGAUGAGGAUGGCACAACCUGAGGCGCUGCUGAAUGAGGAGGAGGUGGACUGCUUGGUGCUGCAGCUGCAUCGCAUCGGCGAGCAGCUGGAGAAGAUGAACAGCCAGCGCAUGGACGAGCUCUUCUUCUUGCUCCGAGAUGGCUUCCUGCUGCAGGAGGGGCUCUCGUCCAUGGCUCGCCUCCUCCUGCUGGAGAUCCUGGAGUUCAGGGCUGGAGGGUGGCUGCUGAGCGGCACCGCCCAGAAGUACUACUACAGCGAAAUAGCCGACUAAGACUCUGUUUUACUGACUCUCGAUGCCUCCGCUCAGCCAGCAGUGAUUUAUUUUAUCCGUUAAAAACUGGAGGUUGAUUUUAUAGGACACCCUGGAUGUGAUUCGUGCAAUAGGACGUUAAUGUUUCUCCACAUCCAGGUACUUUUUGUUUUGAGUUGAGUUUUAGUCUUCCGGGCAUUCUGAUUUAAGAGUUUCACUGAAUCCGACAAGCUUACUAGAGUGUCACCAGAACUGUUCUGUGGAGGAUUUUAAAAAGUCUGACCUCAUAAGCAAGACUUUGUUCGGGAUGUUGCCUCUAGUUCAGAAGGCAGGUUUGAUUAUUGUUUUUUAUGAGGAGUUUUUAUUUAUGAAGAUGGAUGUUGUUUUACUGAAAAUAGGUUGGAUAUAUUUCAAGUGUUCUAUCAGCCUCAGUGGUGCUGGGAGUAUAAGAUCCUCGUGGUUAUUUGGAUUCUUUACUGUUACUUGUGAAGAUUUAAGCAACACCAGCGUCAAUAAAGAUACAAGAGUUUGUGGAGUAGAGCGUAGAGAGAGUAGAGUUUACACUGGUUGUCCUGGAAACGACGCAGCAUAGACAGAGGGAAUCUGGGCUCCUUCAUUUAAUCUGCUGCCUCCUCGACUCCUACACUAAGGUAAAAAAAUUCAGGAAUAUUCA